Molecule: messenger RNA, 5453 nt
Organism: Cylas formicarius (sweet potato weevil)
Lineage: Eukaryota; Metazoa; Arthropoda; Insecta; Coleoptera; Brentidae
Gene: Dab
Product: protein disabled
Exons: 13
Coding region: 463-5028 (1521 amino acids)
Source: RefSeq, a predicted model, not a curated record
GGAAGAGGGCAUCAUAAACAAAAAUUUUAGGUUAGCUUUAUUGUUAUAGAUAGAAAAUCCCAGUCUAGUCCAAAUAUUUAGUGGAUAUCUACUUUGGCAUUGUCUAGUUUUUCAACUGCUCCUUCUACUUUUUCAAAAAUGUUUUGUCUUGCUUAUUUCAGCAGAAGUGAACUAAAUACACCUUAUUUCCCUUCAGUAUUAUGUCAGUAUUCCAAAUACACCUGAUUAAUCAAUAGUCUUUAAACACAACAUUGAGCAUGUGCCGUUCUUCAACCCCGUCAGUCUCUACUACACCCCUCACCCUCAGGUUUGAUAGGUCAAUGGCUAUUUUGUGCAAUCAAUAUGAAGAAUUAAAGUAUAUGUAAUGACGUAUUUAGUUUCGGUGAAGCAUUCAAAAUGAUCCUCGCGUCUAUAUUGUGCAAAAAGUGAUUUGUAGUUUGUAGGGGUGGACAGGCCCCCAAUAUGCAGACUUUAAGAAAGAAAACUAGCCCUUUAAAGUAUAAAAAUGAAACUACCAAGUUUCUUGGGGAUGGAGUUAGUUUUAAAGCAAAGCUUAUUGGUAUUCUUGAAGUAUCGGAGGCAAGGGGCGACAGAAUGUGCCAGGAGGCGCUCUCUGAUCUCAAGAUGGCGAUCCGAGCUGCUGGCGAACAUAAGCAACGCAUAACCGUUAAUAUCGCCAUUGACGGACUGAGGCUAAGAGAUGAAAAAACAGGGGAUUGUCUUUAUCAUCAUCCAGUACACAAAAUCUCAUUCAUUGCUCAGGAUAUGACAGAUUCCAGAGCGUUUGGAUAUAUUUUUGGUUCUCCAGACACAGGACACAGAUUUUUUGGAAUCAAAACAGAUAAAGCAGCAAGUCAGGUUGUCAUUGCUAUGCGAGAUUUGUUCCAAGUCGUAUUUUCCCUAAAAAAGAAGGAAAUUGAAUUGGCAAAACAACAUUUGGAGAAAACAUAUUUGCCUAGCUCACCGUUAUUUUCCGAUCCGACUGGUUCUGGGACGAAGAUUAUAGAAAAAUCGAAAGUUGGACUCAAGGGACCCAGUACAGCGCCGGAACCAAAGGGUUCAGGUGCUGCAGUCGCGGAUUUGGUAGAUUUAGAAUUAGAACUGAGCAAUUUGCAGCAGGGUUUGAACCAAAUGGAAAAAAUUACACCAUCUAACCCAUAUGGAUCAAAAGAUGAUCCAUUUGGAGACAGUUUUGUAUAUUAUCCUGUAAAUAAACUCAUUUUGCCGCCUCCUCCUUCAUCCGGACGAGAAAGGUCAUCCAGAAUGAGCGAUGUUACCAGCAUAUUUAGCCCGAAAACUCCCCACAUCCCACGAAAUUUGGAAACUGGCGGGGAUACUUUCAGAGAGCUGAGCGAGGCCUUUCCGUUUUCGCAAGAGUUGAGCGGUUCGCAAGAUCAGACACUCAGCGCCGAUUGGUUCUCUGGGAGUGAGAAGUUCAAUGAGCCGGUAUCCAUUCCGGAAGUUUUGAAGGAAGAUAAAAUUCGUGAUGAAAAGCACGAAAUGACUAAGAGGGAGAUUUUGUCUCAGUUUGAUGUUUUUACGGAGUUGGACCCACUAGGUACCGGUAGGAGUAAGCCAUAUAUUGAUAAGAAAUAUUUCUUUCAAGAACUGAAAAAUCCCCCCAAGAAGGUACUCAACGAUUUGGUCUCGUCCGGCAACAACCAAGACCUGUUCGUCUCGGAAGGCGGUACCGUGAGGAACCCAUAUUCUAAUACCGCGAACGUGUUCGCCAACGAUCCGUUCGGCGAUGAUCCCUUCGUUAAAAACGAUCCAUUCGCCGAUUCCGAUUUUACCCGUCAAGAACCGUUCAACGCGGAUUUCGUCAAUUUUACGCCCACCCUAACGAGCAACUGGGAAAAGAACGAAAGUCUGACCAAAUCCCCGAAACUAUCAGCCAGUCCGAAAAUGCUCGGCACCACCUUCGACACGUUUAACGAAACCAAAUUGAGCACAUUGACCAAUUUAGAUAUUUCUUCGGGGUCGGAAAGCACCCCGGAACCGCCACCCCGUCCCAUUUCCACACUAACGGAAGUCAGACCUCCGCCUUUACCGCCUAAAAAGCAAAGCGAUAUUUUAAUCAAACCGCCGCCCCGACCGCCGCAUACGGAAGACGCGGGGGUCUACGACUUAGCUCAGGAUGCGCCAAGCAUCAGCCAGGAGAAGGGUCCGCCCUUACCGGCUCCCUUGAGGAAGUCGAAGAUCGAACCAGAAUUCGGAAAUCAACCAGAGAGACCCCAUAAAAAGCUGAACGUUACUUCCAGCGACGAAGAUUAUUUAACCCCGAUCUCAUUUCCGGAAAGACUGCCUCCACCUCAGAGAAGCCCACGCGGAGGUAGAUCGCCGCCUAGAAGCAUCCCAGCAGCAGACGGUCUGGAUAUUACCCUGAGCAAAUUGACUUUGAGCGAUUUGAACGAACUUGCCACGAAACUUAGCAUACCGUCGAAUCAAUUAAGCAAUAUGCCGCUGAUGCAGCUGGCCAGCUACAUUUCAAAUUUUAUCAAAACAAAGUCGGUUCAGCAAGAUAUUACUGGUACCUCGUCGGAGGAGAAAUUCGCUACUUUCGAUGCCGAUUUCUCGAACAACUUCAGCGGCAACGCUUCUUACGAUAAGUACGCUGUAUUCAGAGAGCUGCAGGAGGAAAUCCAGCAGGGCAAGCCCGAGGAGGAACCGCGAAAGGAGACGGACGACAAAUUUGAGGAUUCCAUUGAUAAAGAGAUCGAGUCGGAGUCGGUAGACGUUAAACCUGACGACAAGUACGCCGCGUUAAGGGAAAUUGUAGAUAAGGAAUUCGAGCAAGUGGGAUUGAGACGAGAGGAAAAGACUGAUGUUACGGAACCUGAAAAUACUCAAGCCAGUGCUUCGCGGGUUACUGAAGAAGUUAAAGUUAGCGUAGAAAAAACGAAAGAUGAUCCGGUUACCCCGCAUAAUGAAAUAAUCUCAAAGGACUCGGUUAUCGAGUACGCAGUGGAUAUCGUAGAGAAAUCAAAGUGUUCGACGCCCGAAAAAUCACCGUCGAAAAGUCCCAUACCGAUGGUGUCCAAAGAAUCCGCCGGCAAUAGAUUGACUUCGGGUUCUUUGUCAGAUAUCGUAAGCGGAAGUUCGCCGGAGGCGGAUAAUACCGGCAGCAAUUCCGAUAUACCCAGGAAGGAGAACGGCACAGAUUUGGGUGAAUCGUGGGCUGUGUUCGACCAAACGGGUGGGGCCACUUCAGCCUCAUUAAAAGAAAAUCUGUGUACCGCUCAUAGCGAGGAGGGAGUCUCCCCAUGGUCGAGCGAUUCAAAGGAAUUCGCCGCCGGUUCCCCCACUGAGUGGAGGAAAAACCCCAAAAACGAACGCUGGCAGGAGAAACGAGAACAAGAUGGUUGGUGGGAUACUUCAGCUGAACCCGAAGUGUACAACCCGGCAAAUAGAAGAUCGACGGAUUCCUACGAGGAGGAGUAUUAUGAAUGCUACGAUCGGCCGAGGCGCCGUAGACAAGGGCCGGGAUGGCAGCAUGUUCGUCAGCCAACCGGCGGUCAUUCUUCAAGUUCUAGAGAUGUCAGUCCUUGGGAGGAGGAGCCCAAUAGGAGAGAAGGGUGGCCCAUAUCUAGAACGUCGAAAGGCCAUCCGUUUGACAGACACAGAGAUAUGAAACACGCAGAUAGUUGGGACGAUGAGGACGACGAUUACGAGUACGACGAAGAGCAUCGGUCAGGUCGACGUUAUUUUGAACGGAGCGGUUCCAAAGAAUCCGAGAGGCACAUCAGCAGGGACUCGGAAAACGCCAGAUGGGUCGCGAACUGGAACGCCGAUCGCCGGUACAGAAAACGACGGGACGGCACAAAGGAGUCGAUUGAUCCGAAGGAGCGGUGGUGUUGUGUAGACUGGAAACGGAAUGAACGUGAUAUUAAUUUAGAUAAAUCGAGACGAUACGUUGGUAGUAGAAAACCGGCAGUAGAUAGGAGGGAGCGCCACGACGAAAGAUUCCGGGACAAAAGGGAAUCGCAAGAAUCGCCAUGGGAGGAUGAGUACUUUAACGAGCCGGCAGAAUCCCAUUCUCGGCACUACUUGCCGACAAAACGAAACUGGAAGCAAAGGCCAAGCAGCGCUUCCGAAAUGGAAAGGAAAUCGGGCGAGAACAAGAGCAGAGCUUACUUAGGAGCCGGUGGAAGUGACGGCGAGAAAGACAGGCGAUUCAAAGGCACCAGGCGCUCGCGUAGCCGUGAUUCACAAUACGGCGAUGGUCAUCAUCGCCACAAGCCGGACGCGGCCUCAAUACGGAGCCAGUACCGGAGCAAGCAACACGCCCACUCGCGGACGAUGGACGCCGACUAUAAAGAAAGCAAAAAGUUUUCGGGUCAGGAGACCGAGAAGAAACCGCCUUCUAUAAAUAAGAAGAAGACAAAAGAUAGCACUCCUGGUCCGUACCCAAGAAAAGGCUGUGACAGAACAAAGUCGAUGUUUGUGGCCGACUUUGAGCCCACAAAGGAUAGUCCCGUCGAGUGGGAGGGAGAGAAGUUUGGUUUUGAGGUAGAGUUCGAGGUCUCGGAGACGAGAUCAACGGUCAGCAAAAGUUUAAAAGGCUUAAAAUCCAGCACGUUCGACAACACGGCGGACGAGACGAAAGAUAAGCAGAGUACCACGAAGGAGCACAAGGUGUCGCCGCGGUCACAGCCGAAGCCCCGGAGUCCCUUCGAGGACGAUUUUUCGCCUAGCGAACGAGCAUCAGAAGGCAACGGAAUCUCCAGUAUUAAAGAAGAGACUGAUAUCCAGGAGGAGGAGGAAGAGGAAGAGGAGGAUGAGGAUCGGUUCAGUUCGACGACGCAUAAAGUUAUAGCGCAGGGAAGAAAGAAUGUUCGCCAUCGGUUAUCUGCUGCCAGAACUAACGCCAAUUUGAAAAAGUCCGAAUCGGUGAACAUAUUCUCGAUGGAAGAUGAUCCCUUCGACGACGAGUUUUUUAGCGGCAAUGGGGGAGAACGAAUGCCUUCGAAGGACUCUGAUUACGGUUGGAUGGAAAAUUUUAAGGAAUAUAACAGCAGAAGGAAGUAAAUUAAAGACCUCUUUAAAUAAACGUUAUUUAUCAAAUUUUAUGUAGUCGCAGGUUAGAUUCGUCGCUAAAUUUAUUUUUGUCGUUUGCAGUGGCGUAGGCAGCGGAACGUUUGGGUCCGCGGUAGUGUAUUGUUUUUAAAAAAUGUUGGAAGAAAAUUGCCAAAAUUUAUAGACUAAGGUCAAUUAAUAAAACAACUGAGUUAUCGUGCCUAUCUACGCCACUGUUUUAGAAUCAUUGCAUGUCAUCAAAUGUACCAAGUGUUGUGUACUUACUUGUAAAUAGUUAACGUUAGGGGUACCUAAUGAAAGUCUAAAUGAUCAUUUUAUAAUAAACUCAAUGUGAACCAAACUUGAUUUUUUCUCGUAGACUUUAUAAAAUUUUAUUGUGUAUAUUAAUUUUUUUAUUAUAUAUACCGACUUUGUUA